Molecule: messenger RNA, 2837 nt
Organism: Peromyscus maniculatus bairdii (prairie deer mouse)
Lineage: Eukaryota; Metazoa; Chordata; Mammalia; Rodentia; Cricetidae
Source: RefSeq, a predicted model, not a curated record
CCCCUCCUGUACCCCCAGUACUGAGAAUUGAAUGCAUCUCUUUGCUCAUGCUGCCUAAACAAUGCCUCUUUAUUUACCUUGUGUUUGUUUGAGACAGGGUUUCAUGUAGCUCAGGCUAGCUUCAAACUCAUCAUGUAGCUGAGGCUAGCAUUGUACUCCUGAUCCUUGUGCCUUCACUUCCUGAGUGCUGCACCAUUGUGCCCGAUGUCUGUGGUGCUGGGGAUCAAACCCCGCUUUGUGACGGUAGGCACUCUACAUCCUGAGCUCUGUUUACCUUCGUCCAUCAUCCUGUUCUUACUCACAGCUAGUAAGCACUCUCCUCUGGACUCACUCACUGUUCAUGGAAUUCAAUGUGCUGUGUGGUUCUAGGCACUCACUGCCUGUGAGGAGACAGCUGUGUAUCUUAGGAACAGGGAUAUUUAAACACCACCUCCUGGCAGCCAGCGAUGAGGCUGCUCCCUGUGGCCAGAGUUUGGCACUCACUCUAGCUUGCCAUGCAAGAUAGGUACUAAUCCAAAAACGCUCUCACAUACAGAGGUGCAGAUGUUGUUGGCGUUCGGAAACGAGUUCAGGGUGUGUACCACUGUGGUAAGAGCUGAGGGAACGGCAGGCAGGCAGAGAGAGCAUGGGUAGUGCAUGUUGUUCUAUCCUGACUAGAGCUUGAAAUCCAAGGGUGCUCUCAGACCUUCAGGAAGUGGGAUUCGGGAAGCGGGAGUGGGGGAAACCGGAGGGGAGAGAGGUGAUGUCACUUCAGCGCUGCUGUUCUUGCUUGCCCACCUUUAGAGCUCUGGCUGAUGGUGUGACCUCCAUCCAGCAAGUGUUUCCCGGGAGGAGGAUGUGUAAUAGGAUUGUGUGAUAGGAUAGUCCAUCGGGGAAGGAAGAACAACAAUAUUCUCCCUCCCAUCUCCAGCUUCCGUUUCCUUGGAGAAAGAGUUAACAUGGCCGGAGCCGAGGAAGCGGUCGACGGAGGUGGUGACAAGCGUCCUCCCUUUGCUGGUGGGAAGUCUGUGCUGUGCUUCGGGCAGAACCAGUACACAGCAGAAGAGUACCAGGCUAUCCAGAGGGCUCUGAGGCAGAGGCUGGGCCCGGAGUACAUCAGCAGCCGCAUGGCUGGAGGAGGCCAGAAGGUGUGUUAUAUUGAAGGUCAUCGGGUAAUUAACCUGGCCAAUGAGAUGUUUGGUUACAAUGGCUGGGCACACUCCAUCACCCAGCAGAAUGUGGAUUUUGUUGAUCUCAACAAUGGCAAAUUCUACGUGGGAGUCUGUGCAUUUGUAAGGGUGCAGUUAAAGGACGGUUCCUAUCAUGAGGACGUGGGUUAUGGAGUUAGUGAGGGCCUCAGGUCAAAGGCCUUGUCGCUGGAGAAGGCCCGGAAGGAGGCUGUGACGGACGGGCUGAAACGGGCACUAAGGAGUUUUGGUAAUGCACUUGGAAACUGCAUUCUGGACAAAGACUACCUGAGGUCACUAAAUAAGCUUCCACGACAGCUCCCUCUUGAAGUGGAUUUAACUAAGGCAAAGAGAGAAGAUUUUGAACCAUCUGUGGAACAGGCAAGAUAUAACAGCUGCCGACAGAAGGAAGCACCGGGACCCCCAAGAGCACAAGAAGCAACUUCCCCUUGCAGACCAAGCCACCCACGCGACUCAGACCUUAGGCUGCAGGGGGCUAAGGACUGCAGCAGCUCCUGCAGCAGCAGCAGCAGUCUGGCCGCCACCGUGGAGAGGGAUGCUGUUCACCAGCGGAAGCUCCGGAAGCUCCGGCAGAGGCAGCUGCAGCAGCAGUUCCGGCAGCAGAUGGGGUUGCCCCUGCCGGGCCACACACCUGCCGCAGAGGUGGAAGCUGAGUGUCAGGCUGUGCCUCCAGCCCCUCCUCCGGAACACAGUACCCCCCAAUCUGCUGCCUCAGAACUCCUCAGGGAGAGAGCCGCCUGCCCAGCUAACCCUGAAGACAACCUUGAAAUGUGGGACCUGACUCCAGAUUUAGAGGACAUCAUUAAGCCCUUGUCUAGAUCAGAACCACCCCAAACCUCUGCCACCGGAGCCCUUAACAACCAGGAGGUGAUCCAGGAUGGCGUCCUUUGCCACCAGAUGCCACCAGAAAAACCUGGAGCCGGGCACCUGCAGACCAGCAGCACUCACCAGCAUGUACUAGGACACUCUGACUCUCAUAGGAAGAGCCAGGACCUGAAGAAAAGGAAACUUGAUCCAUCCUGAAGCUGGAAUCUGUCAUGAAAGUUUGGAAAACUGCAGUUUGGUUACAAAAUUGUUCCCAAGGCUUUAUACCUUGUUUUAUUCUGAACUCAUUAGAGGACUUUAGAGCGUAUUAAUGGAGUACUUUAAAGAGGUCGUCAUGCCAUACCCUGUGAUGGGAGGGAGGCCAACAGAUAAGAUGCCUUUCCUUUGGCUUUGCAAGUUUUUCAGAACUAUUCACCCCCAAACUACUGUAUUAAGAGAUUUUUAGUUUUUAGGCUGCCUUCUGUUGUUUAGUGAUAGAGCCCAUCUAAGCACCAGCUUCAUCGUCACCUACAUAAUUAAUUAUAUGUGAGCUCAUCUUUCCUUUGGCUUUGAGGUGUUAAUGUUUUCCACUAAGUGCUAACCAGUAAGGCCAUGGCGGUGUUUCAGGAUCACACAUGGAUUCAUUCAUGUCAACAGAAGCCUCCCUUUAUCCAGAGAGAAGUGCCAAGACGUACAGGGGGUGCUUAAGUGUCGGAUUUAGGUCUUCUCCAUUCUCGGCACUUACCAUGUCCUGUGGUUGUAUGUAGUUUGUAUGCAGCAGGGAGGCCAGCGUGAAUUCUUUUCAACUUUACAUGAUUAAAUUUUAAUAAAGACUACAUCUCAAAA